This is a messenger RNA of Aptenodytes forsteri (emperor penguin), 1002 nucleotides long. RefSeq names its product cilia and flagella associated protein 73 (gene CFAP73). Gene Ontology annotation, biological process: spermatid development. Bases 4 to 1002 code for a protein of 332 amino acids. The record is from RefSeq and is a predicted model, not a curated record. NCBI's taxonomy places the organism in Eukaryota, Metazoa, Chordata, Aves, Sphenisciformes, Spheniscidae. The transcript is spliced from 7 exons.
GAGAUGGCCUUCAACCUGGAGGAGUAUUUGCGCACGGCUUUCCGGGACAAGCUGCGGCUGCAGACGGUACCGGCGUGGGAUGCUGCCGUGCUGCUGCCCUCCACGCGCUUGCUGCUGAAGAGGCGGGAGGUGGCGGAGGUGGAGCGGGUGCUGCAGAGCCAGCGGGAGGAGUUUCGGCAGAGGAUGGAGCGCCUGGAGCAGCGCUGGCAGCAGCUGGGCCAGCGGAAGGAUCAGCUCCAGGAUGUUGUCCUCAAAUUCAACGUCUUCCUCAAGGCUUCGGCGGCGAGGCAGGAGCGGGCACUGCGGCGGGCAGAAGAGGAGUGGGCGCGGGCGGCGGGACAGGGUGCUGAGGCUGCCCGCCUGCGCCAGGAGCUCACGGGGCUGCUACAGCGCAGGGAGCACCUGGCCCGGCGCCUGCGGAGCCUCCAAGGCUUCGGUGACUAUCUGCAGGGCGUGCUGGCCAGAACGGAGCAGUUCCAGGACGUCCCAGCCAUGCUGGCCCAUUUUGGGGUGCUGGUGGGGGCACAGGCAGCCCUGGCGCAACAGGCAGAAGCUGGGCAGGAGCGGCUGGCCCAGGGCUGGGCACGGCUCCGGCGGUACCAGGAGGAGGCCAGCAGCGAGCUCCUGCGCACCAACAAUGAGCUGACCCAGCUCCGUGCACGCCUGGAGGCCGCCCGCCAUGAGGUGCUCCAGGAAGAGUCCUGCUGGGCCCAUGUCCAGAGCACGGCCGCCCAGAAGACCCUGCUGCUGGGGCAGAUCAAGCUGGCAGUGCUGAACCUCUUCCAGCUCGCCACCACGCGGCUCAAGGUCCCCACGGACGUGGCCCUGGAGGACACCGAGGCCCAGCUGGACACAGUGCUGCUCUGCAUGCAGGAUCUGACUGCCAUCUGUGCCGAGCUGCGCCCCAGGCAGACGGGGCCGUGUCCCCCACGCUUGCCUGCAGCCACCAGCAUGCACCCACUGCGCCACGGGGGUGCCAGGGUGCCUCCGAGCCAGGAAUAG